Colossoma macropomum (tambaqui) is the source of this 1104-nucleotide messenger RNA. It is a transcript of the gene cfap96, whose product is annotated as chromosome unknown C4orf47 homolog. Gene Ontology annotation, cellular component: centrosome. Lineage: Eukaryota; Metazoa; Chordata; Actinopteri; Characiformes; Serrasalmidae. Bases 125 to 1063 code for a protein of 312 amino acids. The transcript is spliced from 8 exons. The record is from RefSeq and is a predicted model, not a curated record.
CUGAAGCUACUGGUUACACUGGGCACCAAGGAGACGAGUGUACACAAAUGAGGCAGCAACCAGUAACUCUUAUUCUGACUACGCACAAACUGUAAGAAACUGCUGAAUAUUAACGGUUUGAAAAAUGCCGCCUGAGGGAAAAUCUGACAUGGAGCGGGUGGGCCUCUUCAAGGAGAUGGGCUACGUCUCCAUAGGUGACAAAUACACACCCUUCAUUUAUCGUCCAUUUAACGAAUCUGCACAGAAGAAUAAGCAGAUGUUGUGUGGGGGACCAAAGAAGAAAUCUGCCCUCCAGGCUGGCUACUUUGACACUCAGUUCAAGAGGAUCUUUGAGAAAGAAGCGUUGACAGACCUUGUCAAAAUCCAAAGACAGUAUAAGAUUCAGCAGGCGAAGAAGAACCUAGGGAAGGCCUUUCUGCCAAGCAGUGGGGAGAAGAAACCCUCAGGAAUUGGCAGCUACUAUGGAACGCUGGGAGGUCCUAUCCAGGCUUUGAGUCCCUUGCAGAUUCCCAAAAAAACGUACAAAUCACCAGGCAAGAACAUGUACACCAGCCCACCCAAGAAAGGAAGUGGAUAUGGCUACCCAGGUGUCACCCUGUCCAAACUGGACUUGUAUUCCUCCGACCCAUAUGACCGAGCAAAAGAGAUGCUAAAGCGUGAGAUAAUUGCUCACAAAUCUAUGCUGAAAGGGGGACCAUUUCAUUUGAACCUCCAUCCCAAAGAAUGCUUUGACAGCAACCCUUACAGGCUUGAAAAACCUCUGCCACCUUCAAAGAACACUGAAGACAAAAAGACACACUUUGCUGUGCCUUUCAAACCAAGUUCUCCCAGCAAAAGGAUUGGAGGGAUGAAAGCGGGGACGUUUGAUGUCUAUCCGUCCCACUCUGCUGACCCCUACGUCACUCGAAAGCCUAAGUCAGUGACCAUGAAUAAGGAGGGAAAAAUCUUCCACCCAUCACCUGGCCCAAAGAGCACUCCAGUCAAGAGCGUAAUCGCCCUCAAUGUGAACAAGUUUGUGAACUUCACAAACUACAAUCAAGUCUCCUCUGUCAUGGCAUAUUAAGAGCUGUGAUGUCUGGCAGGUGACCGUAUUAAGAUUAAAGA